CACAUGGGCUAUCACAUGUACAUUUUACCAUUCCUAUGUGACACAGUUAGCUGAACCCCUUAAAGCCCCAGGACCCACACCCUCACUCCUCACUCUUCUACACCUUGAAUUUUUUUUUUCCAUAUAGCUGCUGAACAAUUCAUAGUGCUUACCGUGUGAUGUACUGUUCGAUUAUUAACUGAAUAAUAUGCUGGAGCUGGAAGAGCUCAAAUACAAUGAUCAGUCAUAAUAGUGAGUGGUGAUUGACAACAGGAGGAGAACAAGUAGGAAAUUGCAGAAAAAAUGCUGUGUUUGGCUUAUUUGGUUUAAUGACACUAAUAUGGAAUGUUGUUUUGAUGAUGUGUUUCCAUUGAUUUGGUUUUGAGAAUUCAGUCUUUGUUGUUGAUGAUAGAAAUCCUUUUUUACUGAAGGAACCAGUCAAGCUCUCAUUUUUUGCAGAUCAAUUUGCUUUGCUCAUGGGAUACUGGCAAACUAAUGCCUCUGAGCCAAAGUUUCAGUAGAUUCCUUCCUGCUUAUUGUGAUGUGACGGCGUUUAAUCCAGUUCCAUGUCAGUCGUCAGCAGGUCUGGUAUGUCGGGCUGCUGCUUGGCACAUAGCUAAACCGUAAACAAACUCCUUCAUUGCAACACCAGCAGAGGGAACUUGCUUUCUCAGAGCUUGCUAUUUCUGUGGCACUUACAUGGAAAGGACAAAUCAUAAUUGGUUCUGGAAAGAUCUGCUUGGCUUGUUUUUGUUGUCCUGCUGUUUACUUAUUAUUCAUCUAUUCUCUGCCAUGGUCAUGCUCACUUUUGGCCUGCUAGCUAAAAUAACUUCCAGCAGUAAUGUUUAUUUUGUGUCGAUGUGGUGGUGGCCCGUCUGGCCAAAAGGAAAUGCAUGCAUGUGUGUGUGUGUGUGUGUGUGUGAGGGGUGACAUAGUGCCAGUGUGAUAUGUCCAAGAACAGUUUGUGCCACCCUGGUUCCUGAUGACCUGCUUACUGAUUAUGAAAGGAGAGCAGCAUCAGCAGCAGAUCCAAGGCAACAGCUGGAUCAUAUUCCUUCUUAUAAUGGCAGCCAUUUUUUGGAUUUAUCGUCUCGGGAAGGUGAUCUGCAAUGUCCUGAGCUACUGGGAGAUCCGUCAGUUUUACAUUAAAGCCCUGAAAAUCAGGAUGGACGAGUUGUGCAACUUCAGCUGGCAGGAAGUGCAGGUCCGCCUGAUCAGCCUGCAGCGUGAGCAGCAGAUGUGCAUCCACAAGAAAGAGCUAACCGAGCUGGACAUCUACCACCGAAUCCUGCGCUUCAAGAACUACACGGUGGCCAUGAUCAACAAGUCGCUGUUGCCUGUACGCCUGCACCUGCCCUUCCUUGGCGACGUGGUCUUCCUUACGCAGGGCCUGAAGUACAACUUUGAGCUCAUCCUCUUCUGGGGGCCUGGCUCUCUCUUCCAGAACAAGUGGAACCUGCACCCCAAGUACAAGCGGGCUGGCAACCGUCUGGAGCUGGCACGGCAACUGAGCCGCAUCAUCCUGCUGGCGGGUGUGGCCAACCUGUUGCUGUGCCCAUUCGUGCUGGUCUGGCAGGUUCUGUACGCCUUCUUCAGCUAUGCUGAGGUGAUCAAGCGCGAGCCAGGCAGCCUGGGGGCACGCCGCUGGUCGCUCUAUGGCCGCCUCUACCUGCGCCACUUCAACGAGCUGGACCAUGAGUUGCAGGGGCGGCUGGGUCGCGGCUACAAGCCUGCCGCCAGAUAUAUGAACGCCUUUGUGUCGCCGCUGCUGGCCGUGCUGGCGAGGAACGUGGCGUUCUUCUCUGGCUCGAUACUUGCUGUGCUCAUCGCGCUCACUGUCUAUGACGAAGACGUGCUCACCGUGCAGCACAUCCUCACUGCCAUCACCGUGCUGGGCGUGGUCAUCACCAUCACCAGGUCCUUUAUCCCAGACGAGCAUAUGGUGUGGUGCCCGGAGCAGCUGUUGCAGUGUGUUUUGGCACACAUCCAUUACAUGCCCGACCACUGGAAAGGCAGUGCCCACAAGAGUGAGACACGAGAUGAGAUGGCUCAGCUCUUCCAGUACAAAGCAGUGUUUAUACUCGAGGAGCUGCUGAGCCCCAUCGUCACGCCAUUUAUUCUCAUCUUUCUCCUUCGGAACAAGUCCCUGGAGAUCAUUGACUUCUUCCGCAACUUCACCGUGGAGGUUGUGGGCGUUGGUGACAUCUGCUCCUUCGCACAGAUGGACAUACGCCGCCAUGGCAACCCACAGUGGAUGUCGGAGGGCCAGACGGAGGCCUCUGUCUACCAGCAGGCGGAGAACGGCAAGACAGAGCUGUCGCUCAUGCACUUCACCCUGAAGAACCCGCGCUGGCAGCCGCCACAAGACAGCUCCUUCUUCAUCAGCCAUGUGCGCGAGAAGGUGCAGCAGGACGCACAGGGCGGGCCCUCCCCCCAGCUCCUCCUGUCCGAGGCACCACUGUGCACCUCCCUGCUCUCCAACGAGUCCGCCACUACAGCUCCCGACAGCCUAUUGGCGAGUGUGCUGGCACACCCCGUUUUGACAGCCCCGGGAGCAGCCGCCCGCAGUCGCCACUGCGCUUCCUCCAGCAGUGUUACGUCUGCGGCAGCCAGUGUCCUUGCCUCGCUCCCUUCAUCCCAGCAGCCUCAUGCUGGUCGUACCUCCCACCACCACCACCACCACUACCACCACCACCUCGAGAGCGCCACAUACCACAGCGAGCGUGCCGUUGCCAACAGCAUGUCUGCCAGUGACUCCAAGCUCAUUGGCCAGUCCAGCUCUGCCCUGCUGUCUGAGUUUGCCUCUGCGGAGAUGAGCCUGCAUGCCAUAUACAUGCAUGAGGUCCACCAGCAGAAAUUCCAGUCUCAGCAUGGACCGGGCCAAUUUCAGCCUACUGUACCCAUGAGGGACUUUGCUGACAGUUCAGCACCUGGAUCUCAGAUGCACUCGACCCAUACGGCCAGCCUGGUCGUGCCUACCCCGCUCCGACUGGGAGGGUGGAUGGAAGAGGAGGAGGAGGAGGAAGAGGAGAUCAACAACAGCUCCUUGCUGGACCAGAGUCAGACCAGCAGAGGGAACAGCUGAAGUGCCUUACAGUUCUCGGUCUUUGCAUUCAGUUUGUGGAAGAAUGUGGAAGAACCUUAGUUUAGUUUGAGGCUUUUUGAUCAAACCCACAGUGCUGCGGAAGUGGCUCUGGCUCCUGGGUCAGAACGCUAACCGCACCACAUCUUCCAGCCGUGAGGAACAGUGCCGUUCCAGGCCACACAGUAUGUCCCCCACCUCACCUCUUUUCUUCAUUUAAUCACAGGUCCUCCAAAUGAAAACUGUCAUUUGAUUUGUGUGGGUGAGAGGUGUUUUGAGCCCUUAGCUGUGUUUGCAUUAAAAUAAAUGAACUUUAGUGAUGCUAGAAAUGUCAGAUUGAUGGUGAAUGUCAAAUCAGACAUGCGUGUAGUGCAUCACCGUUUGGUUUUAAAUCACUGAACAAAGCAGUAGUAUUUUGCUUGUAUUACUUUUUCAUUGCUUGUGAUGCCCUGACAGUAAAUAUCUUGUUUUGUGAAAAUAAUUCUCCUCAAUGUAAAACAAAAAAGAAAAGAAAGAAAACUGAAAAAUCCUACCCGAUAGCACCUGAUAUGUUUAUCAGUACUUGUAAUGGAAUUGCUGCUUGUGCUUCUUAAAUUUGUAUCCGUUUGCAUCUGUGAUAUCACGAGGGCAUUUAUGUCCUUUAGCCAGGUAGCUGACAAUGAUUGAGAUGUACAGCAACAUUGAACAUUAUCAAAACAUUAAUUUCAUGAAUUAUAAGAUUUCAAGUCUUAUUGUUUCAAGCAUCAGAGAAAAUGUAAUUGUCCAAAAUACUUAAUACUACAAUUUUUUUCUGUACAGAGGUACUGAAAUUUACAAGCUCAAAAUGUAUGAUUUAUCUUUUGGUUUUUCUUGAACCAACGCAAGCUCUGUUUUUUUUUGUUACUGUCAAAGUUUAGUACAUUGCGAAACUAGCAUAUUUCCUCUGGGAUACGUAAAACAUUCAACAAUUAUUAUAACAGAAAUAGCAUAAAUAAUCAGGACAGCAAAAAAAAUAAGAGUAAGUAAUUUAACCACUAGUGAAACAUAUUUGCCACCAGUAGGGGUCCUCAUAAAGGGGAAGUGACAGUGUUAAGUGACUACUAUGUGAUAUAUGUGUCUUUGGACAGUAGAUCCAAUGUACUGUUAAACUAGGAAUAACUUAUGAAACAACUUGAAAGUUGAACAAAAUCUAUUGACUUUUAUUGGUCAUUUCUCAUUUGCUAAGUGUCCCAAUGGUGCUCAUACAACAUGCAGUUGGUCCUAACUUGUAGAAAUUCUAAUGCCCCUCCUCCCACCCUACAAACAUUUUCUGCAUGUUUCAGUGUUUAAAGAUAUGCCUUUUUUUGUGAAGUGUGCCUCUGAAGAAUGACAUAGCAUAAUAAUGACCUCCUGUGGCCUACUACAGGGACCAGAACAGACCAUGGUUGCUUUUAAAAAGACAAAUGGUCGUGCUGUUAUUCCAGCCUUACACUAAGACACAAGAAGACAAAAUGGUUAUAGCACUCUGUGAAACCUAUAGAAAAUAUGUUUUUAAGAAGAAAAAAAUUACAUUUUCAUUUGACAGCUAAUUAGCUAACUGAUUAAUUAGGUAAGCCCUAGGUUUUAAUCAAGCUUAAGAGCCAUUGUCAAUUUGAUAAGUAAUAUUAAUAGAUUUAAUUAAUUUGCUCUCUCCUUGUCAUCAGAUAAAUAUGACUCUAUUACAUAUCAUGGAUGGGGCUUUAUGAUGCCAGAAGGAUAUGCCAUUUUCCAUAAACUCUUUUGAUGUAGUAUUCUCUCAGAGUUCAUAAUGCUUUGCUGCCCCCCUGUGACAAGCAACAAGCACCAGGCUCAUUGGCCUUCUCUGCACACCUGUGGUCAGUAGGAGCUGGAGCAUUUGCCAUGGCUAUAUAGAAAGCUCAUGCAAGCCCUGCUGAUGGUUUCUGGACAUGGUUGAUGGCUCUCUUUUUAUUGCGUCAGUGGAAACACAUUGAUAUUUUACACAGGCUGAAAUACCUCCAGAUGUGUUUGAAAAUUCAACAAGUUGUACAAUGUACAGUAUUUAUUUUGGUGGGUAUGCAUUGUUACAUCUUAACUACAGAUGUAAGUUAGAGGGUAUGAUCCAUCAGAUUAAAAAUAUUUACUGUUGGCCUCUUAAAACUGUUCUAGGUUUAAUUUUGGUUUGUGUCAGCCAUGAGCAGGAAAGCUGGUAAUCUCCACCAAGUUGCAGAAUGAUAAUGGACUCUGAGAGAAAAAGGAACUGGUUUGUUUUAUCUCCGUUAUUCUUGUCCACUAUAAGCAGUCUGAAAAAUGACUAUGCAAGGUGCUAUAUAUUUUGUUUGUUUGGUAUUAAUAUUUAUCUUAUUUUUUAUUUUUCUGAUUGUUUUGUCUGAUUGAAGCAACUCUAUUUAAAAAUAAACCAUACAAAAAAAAUA
This is a messenger RNA of Electrophorus electricus (electric eel), 5451 nucleotides long. Lineage: Eukaryota; Metazoa; Chordata; Actinopteri; Gymnotiformes; Gymnotidae. The record is from RefSeq and is a predicted model, not a curated record.